Lagopus leucura (white-tailed ptarmigan) is the source of this 759-nucleotide messenger RNA. Its product is annotated as translation initiation factor IF-2-like. The record is from RefSeq and is a predicted model, not a curated record. Lineage: Eukaryota; Metazoa; Chordata; Aves; Galliformes; Phasianidae.
AUGGGAAGGGACCGCCGGCGGAACGGCCGCCGGGAAGCGGCGCCCGGGCCGGGAGCGAUCCGGGGCCCCAAAAGGCGGAGCGGCCGGUCCCGGCUGCAGGGAGCGUGGGAAGGACGGCGGGGCCGAGCGGGAGGGAAGCGCGCAGCGCCGGAGGACGCGGGCGGGAGCCGGGCGGCCCCGCAGACGGGCCGGAGGUCCCGGGACCACCGCCGCGGGCGCGGAGCGACGCCAACAGCCGUGCCCAGCCCCGGCUCGGCCCGGCGGGGCAGGGCUGCUCGGCGGAGCCGAAGCCCCCCGGGCGGCCUGGCCUACGCCCGCGGGGUCCCCGCGCCCCUCGCCUGUGCCGCCGCGCCCAGCCGGAGCCGAGGAGAACGGCGAAGCCGCCGCGCCGCCCCGCGGGGUCCGAUCCCUGCCCAUUCCCGAAGCCUCCGCCCCUCCCGCCGAGCCCGCUCCCCUCACCGGGCGCGGCGGCGUAGCAGCUCCUCCGUCCCUCGGCCAAGAUGGCAGCCGGUCCGAGCCCAACCUGAGGCAGCGACUUUCCAAAGUCGGGCGCGAUCUGCGCGCGCGCGGAGUCGCCGGAGCCACCGCGGCCGAGCGGCCACUACAAGUCCCGGCGUGCCCCGCGCGGGGAGCUGCGCGUGCGCACUGCGGCCGGGGGGGGGGGGUAGUCGCCGGGCAGGGCGGGUCGUGCCGCGCGCGGCCGCAAGAAGAGCUGCUGUCGGUGAGGCCGUGCUGGCGGCUCGCUGGUUGUGGCUUUGA